GGCAGCCCCGAUCGAUGGGGGUUCCGGCUGCGGCGCGGCCGCGCCUUUUGGCGCUCGCGGCCCUGUUGGCGGCGGCCUUGCCUCCGGUGGCGCACGGCCUCUUCGAGGACGAGGUCGGGCAGUAUGAGUGGUCCCUCCACCAGAUUGGUAAGCCCACUGCCUUGGCCUAUUCCGCCGAGGCCCCGGAUCGCGUUUUUGUAGCCUCCGCGUCCGGUGUGGUGGCCUCCGUGCUGCUGAAAGACGGCACCAUGACCUGGCGCCGCAUCGCGUCGACCGGGGGCACGGUGCGCUUGCUGCGACCGGGGAGCCGGGCCAUCCUCAGCGUCACGGACUCCGGCCUCGUGCAGUCCUGGAAGGGCACCAGCGGGAACCUGACCUGGCAGCGCGGGUACCCGGACAGCGUGGUGGAGCUCGUCCUCUUGGGCACGGGCUCGAAGCAGCUGGCGGUCGUGCUCCGCGAGUCCGAGGUGGAGGCCCGGGGGAUGACCGGCAAGGCCGAGCUGCAGUGGUCGGUGCCGACCGCCGCGGCCACCGGCAAGGCGCGCAUCUGGACUGGGGCGCGGUCGCACAAGGACGAGAACAUCUGCGUCGUGGCCGCAGGCGCUGACGGCUCUGGACCUGUCGCUGUGGAGUUGGAGGGCGCCACCGGCAAGGUGCUCGGGAAGGCGGCGCUGCAGGCGGAUGGCCUGGUCCUGAAGCCUGGCACCUUCCAGGUGGUUGACUCAUAUCUCGUGAUCCUUCAGGACAACGACUUAUCUGUCUACUCGCUGUGCACGGGGAAAAUGGUUGGCGACAUCAAGGCCAAGUCGAAGACGGGCCCGCCCUUCCGGCUCCUGCCGUGGCAGCGCUCGCCCGGGGUCUUUGCCAUCACCGAUGGCAAGAACACCGUGAUCUGCAGCGUCGGGUCCAGCGGCCUGAAGCACCUGCGGGACUUCGAAGGCCUGGCGGUGGUCGGGCCC
Molecule: messenger RNA, 959 nt
Organism: Prorocentrum cordatum
Lineage: Eukaryota; Dinophyceae; Prorocentrales; Prorocentraceae
Source: the annotation of a GenBank genome assembly